CGAGAGGGGUGAGGGCAUUCCGGGGUGGGUGGUGCUCUGUGUCCCAGGCCAGAUUGAAAGGCGUCCCUCGCCUGGGCGUGUGGUAGCCACACAGUGACGCCUUCGGUCGGUGUCUUGCGUGUCAGGGAAGCGCCAAGCAGUGCCGCUCUACUCGCUUCGGCUGCGCAAGUGGCUCCGUUGUUAUUUUGAAAAGUGGAGGGAGGCUGCGAGCGGCGUCCCUGGAGUUUGGCUGUGCUUCAGUGGUGCUUCGCUCCCGAUCUCUGCGGCUUGGAGCUUGCUCGACUCUCUCCAGUUGCGCCCUCGCCUGGUGCUGCCUGCCUUUGCCUUUUUCCUCCUCUGCGCCCAACGAGUUUGUUACUAGCAGGAGACCCUCGCGGUGGGGGGAGUCGUGUGGGUGCUGCGCCCCUGGGGUGGCCUUGAAUUGGGGGAGGAAGCCACGUCUGGUCUGCCUUCCUCUCCGCCCUGGGAGGGGGAGGAGGAGGAACAACUCCUCUUCCUUUCUCACAGCAGCCGCCUCGUCCUCCUUGCUUGGAAACCCUCGAGGAGUGCUCUACAUCCACGUGGGUCUGCUGCAGUUAUUGACAUCGGCGGGGAGGAUCCGGGAUUCCCUCAGGCGUCCGUUUCCUGAUGUGCCUUCCAAGUGCUGCUCUUCUGGAAUGCUGGUGUGAUACAGUAUUAUGGAAGACUUCAGAAAUAUUGAAGAUGAGACUCUUCCAAGCUUUUUGGUCAACUCACUAACUAGCCACACAAGUGAAAUUCUGGAAAAUAUUACAAUUUCAUCAAAUCUUGGCUUGCCAGUUGCUGCUUCAACUGAAGCCAGACAAAAAACUGGUUGUCAUGACAGGCUUUGUGCUCAGGCUUCUUACAUGGAAACGAAAUCCUGUAUUUCUUUAUCAUGUACAAAAGUUGGGGAACCUGAUUCUGAUCCUAGAAGGAAACUUAUACUUAACGUUCAGGAUGCCAUAGAAUGUGGAAAUAAAGAUACAGAAACGCUUCUAGAGCAGGACCAAAAAGAAUCAGAUCUUUUACGGAGAAGACAAAAAAAUUGCAUUGAUGAAUGCACUGAUUUGACAACCAGAAUACGCGCUUUCACGGAAAGAGAGAGUGAAGACUUCAAGGUUGCUUCAUUGGAACCUAAUCAGAAGUGGAAAAGUGAAAUAGGCAACAGUGAUGUGACUGGCUUUAUAGAAAAUGAAAAACUACUGAGCUUUGCAAGCUUAGAACAAAACUCAACAGAUGAAAUUGGAGAUGAAGAGUUCUGUGAUGACCAGUUGGAGGCCUAUUUUGAGCAGCUGGUACUGCCAGAAAUGCAAAUAGAAGAUAAAGAAGAAUAUGAACUUGGUGAAAAUAUUAAAGCGGUGGAAUUGCUUCCAGAUCAGGAGAAAUUCCAGAUACCUAAUGUCUGCCAAGCUGCACCAAGAAAUGAUUCUCCAGUUGCUAGUGAUGAAGAAUUGUAUGAAUUCAAGCAAGCUGUGCACAAUGAAGAUAAAUGCAGUAAUGCAGUUCUGUGCCCUGUGCCUGUUAGCUGUCCUAGAUCUUGGCAACGUGAGAGUUAUGAUGCAUCUUCUGUUGGAAUAGUAGGCCAUACAUCUGAAAUAUCUAGUAGAACAACUGAUUCUCGACAGAUUCACUCGGAUGUAGAAGAUUGUCUUGACUGUGGUAUUGAAGAUGGAAUGCUUUUAAAGACCAAUACCGUCAGCAAUAGCAGAAACAAAAAUAGAGAUGCUACAGAAGAUCAGGUGUCACGUAUUGCAGCUGAAACCUCUUAUAAUAAGGAUGCCACAGAAAUAACCAGCUCUAGUCAACUAAAGCUAAAUUCGCUCUAUUUCAAAUGCACUGAUGGCAAUAAUACUGCUUCUGAACAGCAAGCCCAGUCUUCUCAUCUGUGUCAAGCUGCUAAUGAAAGUAAUAUUCCUGUGGCUGACGAAUAUCUGUACACAAGUGCUGAUGAAGAAUCGGAGCAAUAUCUAUGUGCAGCAGAGGAGCCACCACAUAGUGUGGUAUAUCAAAAUGAAGAGGGUAGAUGGGUGACUGACCUUGCCUAUUAUACAUCAUUUAAUAAAGAACAAGCCUUAAAUCUCUCAAACAUAAGUGGAAACUUCAUCACUGGAUCUGAAGCAAUUGCUAUGAUUGCCCAAGAUCAAGAAGAAUUUGAGAGGGAGCACAAGUUUAUGCAGGAAGAAAAAAUAGACUCCCAAAAUACCUGUGGAUUAGGAGAUAUAUCAUGGAAAUCAGUUGGUAGCCACAACCCUCUAAGAGUAUCCCAAGCGGAUGACUUUUUCAAAGAUGCUAGUUAUUUACGACUCACUCUAGGGGAGUUUUUUGGUCAGAGAUCUGAAGCUCUUGGUUGCCUUGGAGGAGGAGGUGACGUAAAACGGCCAUCUUUUGGUUAUCAGAUUACUUCUCCGGAAAAGAGACGACCUGUACCUUUGUUGAUGCAAUCUGAUGUAUCUAGUGCUAACUCUGGCCAACAUUCUGACUCGCUUCAAGGGAAUUUGGACAGCAGUGCACAGCAAUUGCACACUGAAUCUACUACUUUCACUCUUGGUAAAACUGACACACCAGCCCGUGUAAAUAUGGAAAUGGAUACUAAAAUCAAAACACAGGAGAAACUUGAAGAAAGAAAAGUUGAAAGCAAGUACCCCGAAAUAGAGCCUUCUGUACUGAGCAUAAGUACUAUUGCAUCUGCUAUUGCAAAUGCUUCUGUUAGUGCUGAACCUGUACAGUUAGCUUCUAUGAUAAUGAGACUUUCAAAGAAAAGCAGAGAGAAAACUGAUAUUCUGGAAGGUAGCAACCUUACAGACCCUUCUGUUAUCAGUCAGUUAAUAUCCAGCAAUCUUGAAAAUACUGCUUUUGAUAUAGAAAAAUAUCUCAGAAGAACUGAUGAAAUUGAAAAUAACAGUGAGCCCGAAAGCUUUGCUAAAUGUGAAGAUACUGCCAUAAACCAGCAACAGUUUUUGUACAAGCAGGAAUGCGAAAUUCCUUGUAUAGGAGAUAUAUCCCAAAGCAAUCUGUAUAUCAAGUAUGGAAAUGAGAAAAAGUAUCUGGAAAGAAUGCAAGAAGAAAACUAUAUGAAAAUCUCACCUUGCGAUACCAGUUCUACUAAAAAGAAAAGGGAAAUGGGAUAUAUAGAAGCAGUAUCUAAUAUUGGUGAAAACUUUCAGUCAAAGAAACUGACUUCUGCUUUACCAGAUUCAAAAGAGAAACCAUCUGGAAGUGCUAAAGUAUCUUUGGAAAACAGUGUAACAUCAUGUAACUCAUACUCUGAACCAGAAGGAAGAAUUAGCAUGAGCAAUUGGUCCUUAAAGACCACUCCAGUAUUAGUUUGUCCUCUGCCUGUAUGUCCUAACAAGGACAAAACCACAUGCAAUGAAAAACAUGUGACUUUUGAAAAGACAUCAUUUGAUCAGAAAAUUGGUGAAGCUGUUGGAGUAAUUGAACAGACGAUUGCAACUCCAGUGCCUGAUAUACAGAAUUCAGAUGACCAGUAUAGCUUCAGACCAUCAACUUCUCCCCUUACUCAUUCAUCUCCAAGUGAAGCUUCUGGAACUGCUCUUUCAGGAUCUGAUGUUGAUUGUUCCUGUACAACAUUUGAUCCUAAGGAAUCAUCGUGCAAUAACCCUAUGUUACCUCAGUCAUGUUCUGACCCUAGCUUUGGACGACUGACCUUUGUAUCUGCCACUGAAAACACUCUUAAUCUAACUCGAUCUAGUCCAGAGAGAUGUCAGCGUAAUAGUGCCAAUGAAUUGAGCACAACAAUAGUUCGGUCCAGUCCAACAUCAUUAUUGGGACAGGAUUCCAAAGAAAAGAAGAUUGCUUUGCAAAGUAACACGUAUCCACGACCAGCAGCUAGCCAAAAGGACCUUAAUAAGAAACUAAAAAGAAAUGUAUGUGGGGAACCUACAAGGAAUCCUGAAGACCAGAAAUCAACUGAAGAGCUUCCACCAAAAAGUGAAGAUCAAUGUGCACAGACUUGUAGAAAUGAUAAAGAACCAGGUCAAGUUGAUAUACCUGUAACACAGCAUGGCUAUACAGAUGCAACCCAUGAACUAGGUUUAUCUUCUACAAAUAUGUUGCCUGCCUAUAAUAGUUUAGGUAGCUAUAUUUCAUUAAAUCAAAAUAUAGCAAACUUGAAAUCCCAUGGUGCUGCCCCAGAAAUGCCAACAAUAUCUUCUGGAAUUCCAACACUGCUUACAGGCUGUUCCCUUAGAAAUACUCCAUUUGCCCAACAAUAUCUGGGAAACUUACCAUCACACACAAAUGUUGCUUUGCCCCAAUAUGUUGGUUGUCCUCCAGUGUUUGGUGUUCCAGCAGGACUGUUUUAUUCUGCUAUCCCUGUGGGUCACAUUCAAAACUCCCUGGCUACUGGAAUGACGCUUGGUCCAGAAAUUAGAUCUGGAAUGUUGGGCACAACUUCACAGUGCAAUUUUACUUCCAACCAGAAGGGCUUUAAUAGUACAUCACAUACAGGACCAGCAGUUGAUACUGGAGGAUCAAAGUGUGAGGCAUCUAUGCCACUUGGAUUUGGGCAUGUGAGAGUCCCAGAAGAACUAAAAUUUCCCAAUGCCUGUUGUGUGGGACUGACAUCACACACAGUUCUUAGUAUUCUUAAUCCAUCAGACCGCUGGCUACAGGUCAGCAUAAGCCUCGUUAGUGUUAUGCUUAAUGGUAAAAAGGUGGAGCUUCUGAAACAGAGAUGCUUGUUGUUUAAGAACAAAACUAUCAUAGGACCUUGUACUACAGAGGAACUAAAAAUGCUGUUUUUACCUUGUCAAGCUGGAGUCUACCAGUGUGUACUUAGUGUUGCUUCUUGGCCAUUUUCUUCUGAUGCAGAUACCAUAGUCCAGGCAGAAGCUUUAGCAGCUAGGGUAAUCUUGAAUGCCGUGGCUGAAAAUCCUAAUCUUGAGGUUGAAGCAGGAACAACAAACCAGCUUGACUUUGGUGAUCUGCCAUCUGGCAGCUGGAAAGCUCUCCCACUAAAACUGACGAAUAUGACUCGUGCUAGAGUGCCAGUCAGACUUGUUAUCCAUGCAAAUGCUGCGGCAUGGCGCUGUUUCACAUUUUUGAAGGAACCAGUUAACCCUUCAGUUAAAAGUACACCCCAUACUUAUAACAUCUCUCAGCUAGCAGCUCCUUCAGUCAUCUCCCACGUAAUGAAUGCAAGCUGUGAAGGGCAAGAUCCUGAUGUUUUAAUAGUUUGGGUCCGGUUCCAGGCACCAAGCAAACACACCUCUUCAGAGUAUUUGGGCCCACCAGAUGAGUACUUUGCAAGAGUUGAUGUGGAGGUUGACUGUCCAGAGCCUCCUAAUAGUCUAAAAAGUAUUCCUCUCCUUGCAAGAUCUGGAACCCCUAGGAUAUAUGCUCCAAAAGGCCUGCAGACUUUAUACAUGUCUGCAAGGAUGGGAUUAUCUGCAAGACAGCAGUUGCCCUUAAAGAAUGCUGGGAAUAUUAAAGUUGACUUGAAGAUUAUGAUACUAGAACCAGAUAGUGGUAUUUCUGUCAACCCAGAGAAUCUGGCCCUUAUACCUGGGGAGGAACAAGAAUUGUCAGUCGACUUUGCUCCAAAGGACUAUAGAAAUGCUGAAAGUGUUGUGAAAAUAUUCGUGCUGCCAUCUGGGCCAGAGUAUAAAGUAACAGUGAAAGGUGAAGUAUUUAUGGAGGAGAGCAAACCUUCGAUACAAAAUUGCUACAGCUCAGAAGUUCCCCCCAUCCUUGCUAACAAGCAGCUUGUGGUAUGGGGAGGUGUACAACUUGGCAGAACAGUUCAACAGAAACUAAUUCUGAGAAAUGACUCUGUAUCUACUACACAGCAGUUACGAUUGUUGAUAAGGGGUCAAGAUCAGGACUGCUUUCAGUUGAAACUUGGAGAACGAGGCUACAAUAAUUACGAAAUCAAGAUCCGACCAAAACAUGAUUAUAGUGUCUAUUUAAUAUUUUCACCAUCUCGUUUAGCUUGCAUGUUUGCAAAGCUUGAAAUGAAACAGCUUGGUUUUCAGUCUCAGAUUGGAAUGAAGUUCACUAUACCAUUGUAUGGAUAUGGAGGAAAAAGCAGUGUGAUUUUAGAAGAUGUUAAAAAACACUAUAAUAGAUACAUAGUAGAACUGACUGAGCCAUCACCUGGUAAAACAAGCCAGACUUCUUUCUCUAUACGAAAUAUAGGGUGCCGGGCUGCCUUUGUGAAAGCACUGUGCUCUAACAACUGUAAAAGAACUGUAUUGGAUACAGAUCCAGUACAAGUGUUUCCAGAAAAGUUUGUCCUUAAGGAAAAUGCACAGCAGAAAAUUACAGUAACAUGUAAUUCUGCUGAAAGAGAACAAAAUGAUGCAUCAGUGAGAGCUACAAUUUGCUUCUUCUAUGGAGAUGAAAUUUCAAGACAGCAAUAUCGCAGAGCUACACAGCAUAAUCCAGAUCAAGAGCAAAACAUACUCCCUGCUGAUAAUCCAGUGAUAAAUGUAAAGUUUGAUGAAGAAUUCCCUGGGGAAGAGCUGGUGACUGAAGUUUAUGACCUUCCACAACAGACAAAUGAUAUCGAAUGUUUCUUCAAAAACAUGCGACGAAUUACUCUUUCUGCUGUUAACACCUCUACUGGUUCUGCUUUAAAUAUCAAAUCGACUUCAGUUGCUCGUGUGACAUCAGAGAGACCUGGUGUUUCUCAGAAGCAUAGUAUGACUCUGGAUGUACUGCCUGUUAAAGGACCUCAUGGUUGUGUGCUAUCCUCAAAUACCAGUGGCCUGGAUGAAAAUAAAUUUGUUUCUCAGGAAACCUGGACCAUUAAGCCUGAAUUUCUAACUCUCACAGUUCCUUCUUUGAGUGGAACAACGGAUACUAGACAUGCACAAUUUACAAACCACUCAAACAGGUUACUGAAAUUUGAGUUAUCUUGGCCUGCUCAUUGUCUUACAAUAACACCUCAUCAUGGAACUAUUGAACCAGGAUGCUGCAUUUCAAUCCAUGUGAGUCCAAAUCCAUCACUUGCAGAAGAAAAAUCCUUAUUUCCAUGGAGUGGCCUUAUUUAUAUUCAUUGUGACAAUGGACAAAAACUUGUUAGAGUCCAAAUUCAUGAAAAUAUCUCCAUUAAGCAACCUGGAAAGUGCCCACUAGUUGCCAAAAUAGGUGUUCAUAAUCAACCCACUGAACUGCCUAUUCAUGUGAUAAAACCACUUCAGAAGCCAUCGUCAACAAAAAUUGAGAUAAACAGUCGUACUCUGGUUUUUCCUGAGACAAGAUCUGGUGAAAACUCUGAGAAGUGCCUAGAGAUUGAAAAUGAUGGAGAUGAAAAUGUGAGGUGGUAUUUGUCAUCUUUUGCACCACCUUAUGUCAAGGGUGUAGAUGAAAGUGGAGAAGUUUACAGGGCUACAUACACUGCUUUCCGAUGUUCAUGUGUUUCUGGUAUUCUUGAAGUUCAUGGGAAAGACAGAGUUUUAGUCACUUUCUUACCUCGAGACAGAGGACAUUAUUCUCAGUUCUGGGAUCUUGAGUGUCACCCACUUCAUAAGCCUCAUCUGAAAGACAAACACAGACUUCAGUUUUCUGGUGUUGGUGUCAUAGAGACUAAAGCUGCCACAGCUGCUUUAGGAAAAGUCAGUGUUCAGGUUUCAUCCCAAAGAAGAGAUUAUGUUGAUAGUUCCGAUCACAGAACUGGGAAAGAAGUAUAUGCCCAAGACGACGUCUAUACAUUUCCUCCAACUAGGAUUGGGGACACCAGCAUGUUGAAAAUCACCAUGAGAAAUUAUUCUACCUCUUCAAACAGGCUGACUUUCAUAAAUCCCAAUGAGCCUUUUUAUAUCAAGCAUUCCCAUUAUAAUUUGAGAUGUCACCAUUACUGCAACCUACCAGUCAUGUUCAAGCCAGCAUCAUCGGGCACUUUCAAAAGUGUAUUGGUAGUACAGACAGACAAAAAUGGUACUCUUACUAUUCAACUUGUUGGUGAGGGUUUGGCAUAAGUAGCUGAAAGCUACUUCAGGUGUACAUGUGUUCAUGUGUCUUCAAACUAGACAUGAAAAACUUGCAAUUAAAUUAUUGAAACCACAAGUUUGUAUUUUGUAUACUAAAUAUAUUUUGUAGGAAACUGAGGUCUUGUAACUUCUAACAAAUUAAUUUUGUAUGUUAAGCUAUCAUGCAAUUUACACUACUGCACUUUGGCUGCUGGAAACAGCAAUGUGGUAUUUUUGUAUGGAUUAUGACUUUGCAAAUGGCAAUGUGCAUCUUAAAAUUCAUGUUUUUAUAAAUAAAUUUCUUUUCCUUCAA
Hemicordylus capensis (graceful crag lizard) is the source of this 8247-nucleotide messenger RNA. RefSeq names its product centrosomal protein 192 (gene CEP192). Gene Ontology annotation, biological process: mitotic spindle assembly; centrosome-templated microtubule nucleation; centrosome duplication. Lineage: Eukaryota; Metazoa; Chordata; Lepidosauria; Squamata; Cordylidae. The record is from RefSeq and is a predicted model, not a curated record. The transcript is spliced from 47 exons. Gene Ontology annotation, cellular component: cytoplasm; centriole; pericentriolar material. Bases 678 to 7943 code for a protein of 2421 amino acids. Gene Ontology annotation, molecular function: protein kinase binding.